Drosophila subobscura is the source of this 752-nucleotide messenger RNA. RefSeq lists its product as uncharacterized. The transcript is spliced from 2 exons. Bases 28 to 636 code for a protein of 202 amino acids. Lineage: Eukaryota; Metazoa; Arthropoda; Insecta; Diptera; Drosophilidae. The record is from RefSeq and is a predicted model, not a curated record.
GGCAAUAAAAACAGCGAAACUGUUAGUAUGAAAAAAAACAUUGUUUGUCUGCUGGGUGCUUUUGUUUUGGUGAUUGGAGUGUCAGCUUCACCCAAUAACAUCUCACAACGAACGUAUAAUCCGGAACAGUUUGCUCUUGGUAUGAAUGUGGCUAACCCUCGAAGGAUUUUGGCUUUGCGAGAGGAGGGAAAGGCUCUCAGAGAAAUUGAAUAUCAGCGCAGGUUGGAUCGAGCAAAGGAGGGAUUCAAAAAUUUGCAACCUGAACUCAAAAUGUAUUUUGCACUGAGCCAGCAGAUACAAUUGGAUCAGGAAACGGUAGACAAAGAGAUAGCCAAAAAUCAGGUGGCACUGGAAAUGGCCGCUAAACAGUUGGCCGAAAUACGUGAAAAAUUAUUGGAAGCCAAACGUGAAUGUCCACCGGAUCAGCCAGCCAACAGAGAACCAAAACCAAGCUACCAACUUGACCGCAAUUGGCAACCGAUCAGACGUAUACGCCCUGGUUUGGUUGCAGUUCCACAUAAUCCGAAUUGGAGACCCAACAGAGGUAUACGUCUGGGUAUUAAUAGAGUCCCUUAUAAUCCUAACUGGAGGCCAAACAGAGGCAUGGAUCGGGAUAAUCCCUACUGGAGACCUUAGAGCCACUUCAUUCCCUCAUGGCCCAGCCACCCUUAACAUUUUCCAAGUUAAAUACGAAGCUACUAGACAAAAAAUAUGUCUGCAAAAUGUAUCUAAAUAUAACUUUUCAAUGGAGA